Messenger RNA from Mya arenaria, 4317 nucleotides. RefSeq names its product hemicentin-1-like. NCBI's taxonomy places the organism in Eukaryota, Metazoa, Mollusca, Bivalvia, Myida, Myidae. The record is from RefSeq and is a predicted model, not a curated record. Gene Ontology annotation, biological process: cell-cell adhesion. Gene Ontology annotation, cellular component: cell-cell junction. Bases 67 to 2985 code for a protein of 972 amino acids. The transcript has 15 exons. Gene Ontology annotation, molecular function: cell adhesion molecule binding.
AUUGAAUACAAUUUUGUGUUAUUUUCCUAAUGUGUGUGGAGAAUCAUACUUGAAUGUGGUUGUAUAAUGGAGCUUAUCAUUUUAUUUGGAAUUAUUCUUUGCAGCCAAGUGCUUAGCAUAACGCUGUCGGGGAACGGUACGUCUGGGGGUUUCACAGUCCAAGAGAACGCUCCCCUUGAACUGACGUGCUCUACGUCUAACGAUGUACAAUAUGUAGUAUUCAACAGAAGAAUAAUGGGAUUAACUUAUCAGACAAUCACCGCAGUAGGGUACGCCGUAUCAGGUUGUGUAGCAUCGGACCCUGAACCGCCAUCCUACCUCAGCUGCUCCUGUGUUAGUAGAAAGCAGUUCGCCUGUGUCAUCCGGAACGUUACACGUAACAUAAAUGGCCAUGUUUGGUUUUGUUUACCUCCGGGAGGGGAUCCAAAUGUCGUCACUGGGGAUAAACCAAUCGUCGUUACAAUCGGCAUAACAGCGGUGUCUAUGGUAUUACCGGCGGUCAGCACCGUCUCUGUCAUAGAAAACACCACCCGGCAGUUCUGGUGUGAGACAUCUGCCGGGAACCCACAGGCCAUCGUGGAGUGGUACAAGGAUAACGGUACACCGGACAGGGCGGAUGAUACGGAAAUAACUACCGGGAAAGAGACAGACUCGAAAGCAAAUGGUACUCUGAUUGUGACUAUCGGUAAACUGACGUUGACUGUACAGAGAAACGAUCAUGAAGAGGGCGUGUACUGCAGGGCAAACAACGGCGGGUUUUGGCUGUAUUCCUUCAGUGUGGUUUUAGAUGUUCAAUAUGAACCCUCAGUUCCGAUAGUGUCCUACAAGGGUUACGAAGUUACCACUGUACGGGUAAUAUCCGAACGUUCCAUGACGCUUAUAUGCAGCAGCAUGGGAAACCCAAGCCCCACUUACACCUGGACAUACCCUGAUGGAGGCUCACAAAGUGGCCCCACCUUCACACUGGCCAGCGUGCAGCCAACACACGCCGGAGAUGUCACGUGUGCAGCAAUGAACACAUUGUCACCUACUGAAGGUUUAGCGGUUACCGUUGAUAAAAGUCAACCAACAACCAUCAACCUUCAGGUUUUGUAUCCCCCGAGUACACCCUCUUGUUCCAUCAGUGGAACUUCUAUCUCGACCACGGCCAUACUAGUGGAGGGCACAGACCGCAUUAUCAGCUGCACCAGUUACGCAAACCCACCCCUGGUCACGUACAUUUGGUCAACCCUGAGUCGUGGACAAUUGUCCGGAGCUAAUUUGUCCCUGACAAAUGUCGAGCACCCAGCUGACCACGGCCAGUACACCCUUACGGUCACAAACACAAUGGAUCCAACAGGAGAAAACACAGAAACGGGAACUAACAGCAGAGCGUUCUCGGUAGAUGUUCAGUUUGGACCUAAAGUGCAACUUCCACAGACUUAUACCGUUUUGGAGGGCAGGGUCGUGAACUAUUCAUGUUCUAUCAUCCCUGGGAACCCUUCUCAGACAUCCUUUGUCUGGACGAGGUCAAUUGACAGCAGGAAAUGGAACAGCCAGAUUUUCAGUAUCAGCUCUGUGCAGAAAGAAGACGACGGCAUGUACGCAUGCACGGCGACAAACCGGCUGACGCCUACUGGAUUUCCCCCCCACAUUGGAAAUCAUAGCGGGACCAUGCAUCUUAAUGUUCAGUAUAAGUCAAGCGUAACAGAGUUUCGUGUCACUAGGAUUAGACACGAAGCAAACGUAACACAAGCCGAGAAAAAAAGUACGACGUUUACCUGCAUGGUGGAUAGCAAUCCUCCAUCAACCAUCAAUAUUAGAAAGGACGGUGAAUUGAGGAGAUCCCUAAACCAUGCAACACAGCUAGAGUACACCAUUGCAAACCUGGCAUGCACGGAUGCAGGGCUUUACACUUGUGAUGCCAGCAACCAAUUUAAUUUUGACAAACCUUCAGCAAAGGAUUUACAUAUGUUUGUAACAUGUUCACCAAGACGCCCUCCUGGCCAAGAUAUCAAGUUGAACUUUACAGCUCAAUUACACGAUAAUGCCACACUGCAGUACAAUGUGGUUGCGUACCCAGUCCCGAUCGCCUCACAGUUCGUCUGGAAAAGAUGUUUGAGGAGAAAUAUGUGCAUACAAUUGUCAAACAUCGCCGCAAAAUAUGAAAUUACAACACUGUACUUGUCGAGUAAAUUGACCGUUUUCGAUGCUGAUAUUGAUGAUUUCGGUGCGUACAGUCUUUCAAUUAAAAAUGGCAUUGGCGAGGAAAUAGUCGAGGAUAUGUUUCUGCAAUCAGUCGGUCCACCUGAUACUCCAGCCUGUUUCAUGGUGAUUUCAAAUACAGUCACGAGUUCAAGCGCUGUUUUAUCAUGGAUUCCUGGACCUAACAAUGGGUCUCCACAAACAUUCCACAUAUCAUAUCGAGUAUUAGAUGCUUUGGGGGAUUGGCUUAAUUUUAGUUUUCAAGAUAACGGAGAGACUGAGAUGAACGUAACCCUUCAUAGUUUAGCACCAGGGAGAUCUUAUUUUGUCAAAUGCUAUGCUCUGAAUACGGCAGGUGAUUCAGGAAAACAAAUACUAAGAUUCAGCACAUUAAAAGAAGUUGCCCCUAUUGAAUCACGUGGCGCUGUUAUUGCUGGUGUUUUAAUUACUGGGUUUAUAACGAUGGUAGUCAUUGUCGUCGUUUUCUGUUUUCUUCGAAAUAAAUACUCGUGUGCGUUCAAGGUCACCCGUAAAGAAGGUUCACGCUCAAGACCUACCGUACCUUUUGCUGAGAUUCCUGGUGAUAACGAUGCCGUAACUUAUGAAACUGUAUCAGAGAAAAACAACACGCCUGUUUACGACGUUUUGAGUGUUGGAAAUGAAGGACCGGAUAAGCCACACGUGUACAUGCCGCUAGAUGAGUCCAUGGCAACUCCCGAUCCAAACAAGGAGGAAUCAAAGACAAAGGUUCCCAUUUACCACAAAACGAUGGCGAAGAACCAAGUGCAGACAGUGCUUUAAGUUAGAAAUCCGAGUUCCAUGUAUGAUGAGCUCACGAUCUCAUGAGCUAUGAUGAUUAAUUGUUGUCGAUACUGAGUAACUCCGCAUUGCUAUUUAUUAAUUGUAAAAUAUUGUUAUAUACACUUAAGAAAAUGAGAUUAUGCUGCGAAUUGUGUACGAAAUAACUAUUCAUCCUAAAACUGCAAAUCUGUUCUAUUAAAAGUAAAAAAUAACAUACAACUGGACACUUAAUUAAGAUCUAACUUGCAUGUCUCUUCAGUUUUCUUUCAACUCAUUCCCAGAAAAAAAACAUAAUUAUGGAUGAACUUAUUUGUUUACGGAGAAUACUUUCGACUUGAUUAAUAUCUCCUAAUCAUCGAUAAGCUUCUGAGUGACCUAGAGGCUUCAGUUGAACUAACGUUGAAGUUUACGAAGAUCGUCACUACCAUGCCAAGAUUUUCGCUGGGACGUGUUAUGCCAAUACUGUUUAGAUCGCAUAAGUGAAGAUGAUACUGUGCUAAUCCUCUCAACUAUCGUUCAUUCAACAGAAUCGGCAAAUCUCUUUGGAAAAGUCCUUCAUAAAUCGUUCUAAUAAAACCGUGCUGUUAAAGCUAGAGAAAUGAAUGGUGUUUGUAUGAUUUGAGCAAUAAACGUGAAUAAAUGUAAAAAUUGUGCAACAUUAUGAAAUUCAUGUCUGUUAUUUAUAUUCCUCUGUAAGAACUAUUUCUCGGCGAAUAAUACUCACGUUUAUGACAUGAUACUGCGAUCAAUUAGCUUGUUACAUUUCUUGAAAUCAUUAUUUUAAUUGUAAUAAUUUUUGUUUAAGAUAUUAUUGUCUGUCAUAAAUGUUUCAUUAACUGGUACAGGUUGCUCUUAAUACAAGCACAUGUUUUGCCUUACAUUAUAAUUAAUAUAAACCACCUAAGAUUACUUGUAUUUCUUUUUCGGCAAGUUAUUACAACAGGUGCGGUGACUGAAACCUAAUUGCUUGUGUUUUCCUAGUGUAAUUAGGGCAGUAACAUGGCGUUGAUGUGGUAUUCGCAGUAGAUAGGGUUUAUUUUGCACAACAAAACAUUUUAUUCUCUUGUGCCUUACUAUAUACAUGUUAACCAACUACAACAUGAUAUAUAAUUUAUUGCUUAAACUUGUGUACAUAGUCUUUCCCAUUUAUGUUGUUUUUGUAUAUAGCUGUUUUAUAUUGCAUGUGUAUUUAUAAUGUUUGAUGAAUAUUGGAGGAAAUGUGGAUAAGUAAUGACUUUAAAAUGAAUCAUGUGAAUUUUGGGUUUGACUCCUUAUAUUACGAAAAAAAAAUUCGUAUUUCAAAUAUUAAUAUUGAAAUCACUCGAUGCUGGA